Actinia tenebrosa (Australian red waratah sea anemone) is the source of this 1296-nucleotide messenger RNA. Its product is annotated as aspartoacylase. The record is from RefSeq and is a predicted model, not a curated record. Gene Ontology annotation, cellular component: cytosol. NCBI's taxonomy places the organism in Eukaryota, Metazoa, Cnidaria, Anthozoa, Actiniaria, Actiniidae. Gene Ontology annotation, molecular function: hydrolase activity, acting on ester bonds; hydrolase activity, acting on carbon-nitrogen (but not peptide) bonds, in linear amides.
UUAACAGCCAAGGAUAUCUUUUAAGCUUGAUUGUUUACAAGUAUGGCUAUUAGGGRAAAAAAAUAUCGCUAGACAGAUGAGAUCUAUUGAGAUGGCAGAAACAAAACCCGAAAGAGUGAAGACAUUUUCUAAUGUUUCUAUAAGUGGAGGAACCCAUGGAAAUGAGAUGACGGGAAUCCACCUCGUGCGGCGCUGGAUGAGCAAUGCAACAGCCAGGACAGAGGUUGAACGAAGUUCAUUCAAGACUCAUCUUCUCUUGAGCAACCCUCGCGCCAUUGAAAAGUGCGUAAGGUACAUACACGUCGAUCUUAAUCGCCAGUUCUCUCACGACCCAAUCACACCAGAUAAAGACAAAUACGAAGUUCAAAGAGCAUGCGAGAUUCAAAAGUGGAUCGCAGAUAACAACGUAGAUUAUUCCAUUGAUUUACAUAACACCACUUCGAACAUGGGGGUAACGUUGAUUUUGACUUCUUUGGCAGCCACAACGAUAGGUUUACAAAUCACAGCUUCCAUUAAAGAGGCGAUUAACUUUCCAGUUUCUAUUCUCUCGUUGGGUUUUGCUUUUGGCAAGAGAGAUAGUGGGUUCACUAGUCUUACGAAGAGUGGCAUAGGAAUUGAAGUUGGGCCAUUGGCACAUGGAACAGUCAAGUCUGAAGUCUUUCAACGAACUGCUGCGGUAGUGUCGAAAACCUUAGACAUCAUUGAAGCGUUCAACAAUGGAAAAGAAUUCCAAGAAAGAGAGAUUGAAUUGUUUGAAUGCAAAAAAAUGGUGAAGUAUCCAUGUGACGAGAAUGGGAAUAUCUCGGCUAUGAUUCAUCCAAAACUAGAGGAACAGGAUUGGAAACCUCUCAAGAAAGGAGAUCCAAUGUUCAUGACCUUUGGUGGACAGACAAUCACCUAUGAGGAAGAGGAGGUCAUUUGGCCGACAUUUAUCAACGAAGCUUCUUAUUUGGAAAAAGAGAUCGCAUUCGCAGUAACGAAAAAAGUCAAGAGGCAUCUAGGAGCUGUCAAAAGAAUUUGAAAAUUCUAUUUUGGUUUAUAGGAGAACAGUUGGCACGUACUGAGCCUGUUUCUCAUCACCCCUAUAUGUAACAAUGUCUGGCCCAUUAGGCCUAGUUAUCGUUUUAAUUAUAGGAUUACAUCUCGUUGUAGGAUUGCAUUUAUAUAUAUAUUACUUAUAGAAUUGACGAUUGAAAAAUUUUAAACUAUGUUAAACUGUUUUAAUUUUUUCUUUUUUUYUUUUCAAUUUGUAGGUGAGUAAGGUAUGCAAAAAUAAAUAUGCUCAGAUUACAUCCA